Molecule: messenger RNA, 1936 nt
Organism: Cryptococcus deneoformans JEC21
Lineage: Eukaryota; Fungi; Basidiomycota; Tremellomycetes; Tremellales; Cryptococcaceae
Product: expressed protein
Exons: 10
Coding region: 23-1849 (608 amino acids)
Source: RefSeq, a predicted model, not a curated record
CUCGCCCCACAACCGCCCCGCCAUGUCGCCCACCAGCCCACAGCCCCCGCACAGCCCCACCACCCCCCCGUCCCCCUCAGCCUCGCCCACACACUCAAUCCUCCGGCGCACAGCCUCCCUCUCAGCACCCUCCCAUCCGCACAAGAAGAUGCUCAGGUUCACCCAGCUCCAUCGAGACAGCGACACUCUGCUCAGCAGCGUCGGACAGAACGAGGAUGUAUACUAUCACGGACGGACUAUGGAGGAGGGCUUGUAUACAGACAGGGUCACAACAGACCAGAGACGCUACCUUCAAAGCGAUCCUGGGACGCCCAACUUUCAAGAGACUGCCGACCAGAUCAGAAGAACACUCUCCCUAGCUUCUGUGGAUUCUCUUCUUUUGCUCUCUGCCAAUCAGAGUGAGCGCACCAAGUUCCUCGCCGAGGUUUCACGGGCCGGUCGGGGUCUAGUGUGGAGAGACGAGGGUGAACAAUGUCUGCUUCCGCAAGACAAUGAGCGUGCCGUAGUGCUUGCCUUGAAAAGGGGAUUGCGGUCGUUCAUCUUGGCCUUUUCUGUCCGCUCUGGUAUCAACGUCCUUCUCCUCUUGUUCCGCUUGCUUCGCAAACACGCUCCUAAACUCUCUCUUCCCCUGUUGCACCGUACUAUCUUUGGCCCCGAGCCAUUUCGUUUUGGAGGCAUGAUCGGUACUUUUACGUUUUUAUACACCUUCACAUUGCACCUUCUCAGGCUAGCUCCGCCCUUAUCAUAUUUUAGAAGGAGAAUACGAGCCGGACUGUGGAAUAAAACGACCUUUGGACCGCCGGAAAGAGAAGGAAACGAAGGGGAAAGGAGAUGGCAGGCAGCGGCAGCGGGUGCCGUCGGGAGCCUUGGCCUGUUAUGGGAAAGUAAGAGUCGUAGGACAGGCGUGGCACAGCAGAUGUUUGUGCGUGGACUCCAAGCCUCGUACAAUCAAUAUACACCCAGGUUUGGAAUUCAUAUACCCCAUGGUGAUCUGCUGCUCUUUGGCGCCUGCUGUGGCCAGAUCAUGUUCGCGUUUCUAAUGAGUCCAGAGACAAUCCCGAAAGAAUAUAACAAUUGGAUCAAUUCAGCCUCGAGGGUGCCAUCUUUUGCAAUCCUUGCUAAUCGGACACAAGUCCGGCAAGGAUAUAUCCAAGAUGCACUGGUACAAGAGGCAUUGAACUACAAGGGAAUCACUGCGACUAAUCGAAUACGGUUGGAAAAUGUGCUCCGAAAAAUUCGUGAUGGCCAGCAGCCUGUCGCCGUCCCAUGCGGGAUGGUUCACCCAUGGUGCAAUACUUGCACCGAAACAAACUUUCGUCGAUUCUUUGCAGUUUGUCGAUUCAUGCUUCCUGUCUACUCUGCACUACACCUGAUCCCCAUGCUGGUUUUAAGGAGACAUCAUGUUAAGCGAGACCCGAUACGAAUGAUGGCCAGGGCCUUGUGGGGGAUAGGUAGAAGCUGUUCCUUCUUGGGUGCAUUUGUAGUCAUUUACCAAGUCCUAUUCUGCGCGAGGGUUCAAGCACUAGAGAAGAGCAGAGGGCCAGAUUUCAUGAGGAGUCUUUUGAAGAGGAAAGAGGUCUUUUGGGCUUUGGGCUUUACAACAUGCCUAAGUCUUCUCGUCGAAGAGAAGAAAAGAAGGGCCGAAAUUGCAAUGUACGUGCUCCCACGAGCCCUCGAGUCUGCAUGGUCUGGUGCCAGAAAACGGGCUUGGGUCCCUCUAGUGCCUUUCGGAGAAACGAUUCUGGGGGCGGGGGCCAUGGCGAUGGUAAUGGAUGCUUACAAGCACCAACCCGAUGCCAUGUCAGGGAUUGUCAGAAGAUUAUUAUUCCAAAUGGUAGGGCCAGCGUGAAAAUUAUCAUUAGUACAGAGGGGACACAUGUAACCAUAAUAGCUGUACAAAUAGUGAACGAGAAAGGAUUGUGCAUGGAUAGACUAC